AUGGGUCUCAAAAUCAUCAUCAUCGGCGGCAGUGUAGCCGGCCUCACCCUAGCAAACAUGCUCGAGAAGUUCGACGGCAUGGAAUACAUCCUCCUCGAAGCAUACCCCUCCAUCGCACCCCAAGUUGACGCCAGCAUCGGCCUCCUCCCCAACGGUCUGCGCAUCCUCGAGCAACUCGGAACGGGGUACCCGUGUGUAUGGCUAGAUAGAAAAAUGCUCCUCCAGACUCUAUACGAUAAUCUCAAGUAUAAGGAUAACGUCCUCCCGAACAAGCGCGUAGUCGGCAUCGAAACAACCGAGUCCGGAGUGACGGUCUACACCAAAGACGGAUCAACAUACAGGGGCGAUAUCCUCGUCGGCGCGGACGGAGUCCACAGCAUUGCCAGGGAAGAAAUGUGGCGAAUCGGCGAGAUAUCCAGACCGGAAAUCUUUCGACAGGGAGAAGAUACCAAUAAGUCAGCCUACGUCGCCAUCUCAGCCCCGCGAAACCGCGUCUACUGGUUCAUGUUCGUCGCCCUCAGGAAAACGCACCACGGCAGCGCCAAUAUCCCGCGCUUCACCAAGCUCGACGAGGCUGCGUUGGCGGCGGCGCAUGCUGAUGACCGAAUGACUGAGGACAUGACCUUUGGGCAGCUGUACGAUUCGAGGAUAACGUCGGCGCUUGUCGCCUUGGAGGAGAUUGUACUCGUCGGGGACUCGGCUCACAAGGUCCAUCCCAUAACAGCCCAAGGCGGCAACGGCGCAAUCGAAUCAGCAGCACACCUAAUCAACGCCUUAACCAAGCUCCCAGUCUCCGCCCAGUCUCCAGACUUCCCAGGUUCCCCUUUCACGGAAGAAACAAUCGAAGCAGCCCUCUCCACCCUCCACGCCUCCAGAUCCGCACGCGCAGAGAAAACAAUGCUCUCCGGCCGCCGCACAGGCUCACUCCUCUGUCUCGAUUUCCCCUUCUCAAAGUACCUCUUCCGAUGGCUGGUCCCCCGGCUCGGAGACGAUAUCUUUCUAAAGGAAAUGCUGGCUUACUCCGUCUCUGGGCCGCGGGUGGAAGGGUUGUCUGUCGUGGAGAGGGCGCAUAAGACUCCUUUUGAUGAUGAGGUGCCUCCGGGAGCGGGGACAACAUCGUGGGACCUGGGGACGUGGAGUAGUGGCACUUGGAUCUUGACUAUUCGUUCACUCAUGUCACCGCUGUGAGUCCCGAAUCGAAGCACGACUCACCACAACACUAACGGGGUUUGUAAACCGGUUACAACGAACUGGCAAAGCAUGGAUAUGAUACGCAUGCUUCACAUAGAACCCACCCAGCCUCAGAUACCUUGCUCUAGAGUCAGUCUUCAUGAUAAACUCGAGCUUAGCGUCAAAAUUGACGAAGACGCCUAACUUAGGAGUGAGAAAAGAUUACGAAAAGAAAGGAACGACG
Molecule: messenger RNA, 1414 nt
Organism: Colletotrichum phormii
Lineage: Eukaryota; Fungi; Ascomycota; Sordariomycetes; Glomerellales; Glomerellaceae
Exons: 6
Coding region: 1-1188 (395 amino acids)
Molecular function (GO): FAD binding
Source: RefSeq, a predicted model, not a curated record